AUGGUGAAAAUAGGAGGAGGAGGUGGAGAAGAUAAUCCGUAUCUAAUGAGCUCUAACAACUUCGCUGGUCGGCAAAUAUGGGAGUUUGAUCCAAAUGCCGGCACGUCGGAAGAACGAAUUGCCAUCGAGGAGACUCGCCGGAGUUUUUACGAUAAUCGCCAUCGUGUGAGAGCUUGCAGUGAUCUUUUAUGGCGCAUGCAAUUUCUCAAGGAGAAAAAAUUCGAGCAAGUAAUCCCGCCGGUCAAGAUCGACGACGCUGAGAAAAUCACGAACGAAGCAGCUACCAAUGCAUUACGAAGAUCCGUUCACUACCUCUCGGCGUUGCAAAGCAGUGACGGUCACUGGCCAGCUGAAAUCACCGGUCCUCUCUUCUACGUUCCUCCAAUGGUGUUCUGUUUCUAUAUCACAGGACAUCUUGAGGAGAUGUUUACUGGAGAGCAUCGUAAAGAGAUGCUUCGAUAUAUCUAUUGUCACCAGAAUGAAGAUGGUGGAUGGGGAUUACACGUAGAAGGCAAGAGCGGUAUGUUUUGCACCGCACUGAACUACAUAUGUCUGCGUAUUCUUGGAGAAGGUCCAGAUGGAGGGGCGUGUAAGCGUGCUCGGCAAUGGAUUCUUGAUCGUGGUGGUGUCACUUACAUACCUUCUUGGGGAAAAUCUUGGCUUUCGAUACUCGGAAUCUAUGAUUGGAGCGGAACCAACCCCAUGCCUCCAGAGAUCUGGCUGCUUCCUUCUUUUCUUCCUAUACAUCUUGGGAAAACAACUUGCUUUUGCCGACUGGUUUACUUGGUCACGUCUUACUUUUAUGGGAAGAGAUUUGUUGCUCCAAUAACACCUCUUAUUGUGCAACUGCGGCAAGAACUCUACUUAGAGGCUUACGAAGAAAUCAAUUGGAAUACUGCACGUCGUCUAUACGCAAAGGAAGACAUGUAUUAUCCCCAUCCUUGUAUUCAAGAUUUCGUAUGGGACAGUCUUCACAUUUUCUUGGAGCCUAUCCUUACACGUUGGCCAUUGAACAAGCUUGUGAGAGAAAAGGCUCUUCGGGUAGUGAUGGGAUACAUACAUUAUGAAGAUGAAAAUAGCCAUUAUAUCACCAUUGGAUGCGCUGAGAAGGCAAUGUGCAUGCUUGCUUGUUGGGCUGAAGAUCCAAACGGAGAAUAUUUCAAGAAGCAUCUCGCUAGGGUUCCGGAUUACCUGUGGAUUGCUGAAGAUGGGAUGAAAGUGCAGAGUUUUGGAAGUCAACUAUGGGACACGGCACUUGCGAUUCAAGCUUUACUUGCAAGUAAUCUCUCCAACGAAAUCGCCAUUAUACUCAUGAAAGGACAUGAUUUCAUUAAGAAAUCUCAGGGCUCUCUUAGAACUCUUUUCCUAAAUCAAACAACUUUGAAGAUUAGAGAAAACCCUUCGGGAGAUUUCAUGAAGAUGGACCGCCACAUUUCCAAAGGAGGAUGGACUUUCUCUGAUCGAGAUCAGGGAUGGCAAGUUUCUGAUUGUUCAGCCGAAGCAUUAAAAUGUUGUCUUCUGCUCUCCAUGAUGCCACCUGACGUUGUUGGCCCAAAGAUGGAUCCUGAGCAACUAUAUGAUUCUGUGAACCUCUUACUAUCUUAUCAGAGUGAAAAUGGAGGUAUGACGGCAUGGGAGCCUGCCCGUGGAUAUGGAUGGUUAGAAUUGUUCAACCCCACAGAGAUUCUGGCUGAUCUUGUGAUCGAGCGUGAGUACGUCGAGUGUACUUCAUCGGUUAUCCAAGCGUUGGUAAUGUUCAAGGAACUAUACCCAGAUCACAGGACGAGAGAGAUUGAUAGUACCAUUGAGAAGGGGGUGCAAUUCAUAGAAAGCACCCAAGAGGCAGAUGGUUCAUGGUAUGGAAGUUGGGGAGUUUGUUACACAUAUGCAACAUGGUUUGCUCUUGGAGGCUUAGCAGUAGCUGGUAAAACGUAUGACAACUGUUUGGCUAUGCGUGAAGGUGUUGCUUUCCUUCUCAAGAAACAGAACAGCAAUGGAGGUUGGGGAGAAAGCUAUCUGUCUUGCUCUGAAAAGAGAUACAUAGCAUUAGAAGGAGAGGGAUCAAACCUGGUGCAAACCGCUUGGGCAUUGAUGGGUCUGAUUCAAGCGGGACAGGCCGAGAGAGAUCCAGUGCCUCUUCACCGUGCUGCCAAACUAAUCAUCAAUUCGCAACUAGAAAACGGGGAUUAUCCUCAACAGGAAAUGACAGGAGUGUUCAUGAAGAAUUGUUUUCUAAACUAUGUAACCUACAGAAACAUCUUCCCGUUAUGGGCGCUUUCAGAGUACCGUAAAGUUAUUAGCUUUGCAGCUCCUCAAGAUUUUUAG
This is a messenger RNA of Thlaspi arvense, 2325 nucleotides long. NCBI's taxonomy places the organism in Eukaryota, Viridiplantae, Streptophyta, Magnoliopsida, Brassicales, Brassicaceae. The record is from the annotation of a GenBank genome assembly.